This is a messenger RNA of Scatophagus argus, 2806 nucleotides long. RefSeq names its product adenosine A1 receptor b (gene adora1b). Lineage: Eukaryota; Metazoa; Chordata; Actinopteri; Scatophagidae. Gene Ontology annotation, cellular component: membrane; synapse; dendrite. The record is from RefSeq and is a predicted model, not a curated record. The transcript has 2 exons. Gene Ontology annotation, molecular function: G protein-coupled adenosine receptor activity. Gene Ontology annotation, biological process: G protein-coupled adenosine receptor signaling pathway. Bases 876 to 2003 code for a protein of 375 amino acids.
CUGUCAGCUCAGCGCCUCACCUCUUAUCAGAAAAAUACCCAACCGAGCAAGGUCCGUGAGCAUUUGAAAGGGCGUAUUGGACAUGCUUGCAUAGCAUUACACAGGAAAUGAAUGUGAGUUCAAAUCACCUCUGCUCUACCUGACUUCCUUGGGACGGUCCCGCAGAAGGCUACAGCAGCAUGCACUUAUUUCUGCACGGAAAAUGAAGCAGUCGCAUACACUAAAUGAAACUAAAAUUAUACAUUUCACAGAAACAAAGACAGCACCUUUGAACGGAACAAGAAAAGGCGAGAAGAUAACACCGUUAUUUUCGGCAUUAUUGCUCCAAGUGAAAGCACAGAAGAGGGAGAGAAGAGGCAGUGGGUGACACACGCCUGCGCAAAAGCUGCAACCGUGUGCGCUUUCAUCCAGAAGAGAGUUAAUAAUUGCUUUGUUACAACGUGCUUUGAUACACUUAAGAAAAACGUAGGCUGAUGAGGAUGAAGCGCCCUCUUGGAUAAAUCGGAGCACAUGCUGGGAAGGAUGCUACUCUCAUCAGGAGCAGGUGUAUUUAGCCAAAUGGAGGAGCAGGGCACAGGGCAGGAGCGACGCACAACAGCCGCCGGACCACAACACCUGCUCCAAAAGGAAAACCCCUCAUCCUUAGAUAUGCUGCUGGCUAACGCGCUUCUUCCCCUCAAAAUCACUGGAUUUUUCCUUGCAAGUUACAUGUGGUAACCAGGGGAACGUGGGCACCGUGAAACUGAUGGACGCGCAUCUCGUUGGGAAUAUACUCUCAUGACAAAGAAAAAUCCAAGACUGCUCUCCUGGAUUCUCAUACGGCUGCUUCACUGAAAUCAGUCUUGUUCUCAUCAAGGACAUAAUCAUCUGCAAGAAUGCCCGGAGCCCUGUUGUCAGCGCAGUCGCUUUAUAUAGGAAUGGAGGUGGUGAUUGCAGUCGCGUCUGUAAUCGGAAAUGUGAUGGUCGUCUGGGCGGUGAAAAUUAACAAAUCGUUACGAGAUACCACGUUUUGCUUCAUCGUCUCCCUGGCUCUGGCGGAUAUUGCAGUGGGAGCCCUCGUUAUCCCUUUGGCCAUCACCAUCAGCAUCGGACUCAAAACUCACUUUUACAGCUGCCUGCUCGUGGCGUGCACGGUGCUGGUGCUGACGCAAAGUUCAAUCCUGGCCCUCCUGGCUAUCGCGAUUGAUCGCUAUCUCAGGGUCAAGAUCCCCACCAGGUACAAGCGGGUGGUGACACCUCGGCGAGCAGGGCUGGCAGUGGUGAUAUGCUGGACGGUGGCUUUCAUCGUGGGACUCACACCCAUGUUGGGCUGGAACAACCUGAGGCGCCUCCAGCAGAACGGCUCCAUCAGCUCUGACCUCAUCAUCACUUGCCAGUUUGAAAAUGUCAUCAGCAUGAACUACAUGGUCUAUUUCAACUUUUUUGGCUGGGUGUUGCCACCGCUGCUGCUCAUGCUGGUCAUCUAUGCAGAGAUCUUCUACAUGAUCCACAAGCAGCUAAACAAUAAGAAGAUCAACACGAGUCACACAGACCCCAACAAGUACUAUGACAAAGAACUGAAUCUUGCUAAAUCACUGGCUCUGGUCCUUUUUCUCUUUGCCAUUAGCUGGCUUCCCCUACACAUCAUCAACUGCAUCACACUCUUUUGCCCUGAGUGCCAGAAGCCCAUAGUCCUCCUCUACAUCGCCAUCCUGCUCACACAUGGCAACUCGGCUGUCAACCCAAUUGUCUACGCUUUCCGCAUUAAGAAGUUCCGUAUGGCCUUUAAGAAAAUCUGGCAGCAAUACUUUUGCUGCAAGGAAACACCAGCUCUGGAGAUUCAGCCCAGUGACAGGAAAGAGAUGCCCGAUCCAGGACCACACCAGGUGACACAGAAGAAAAUCUUAAAUUCUGAUCCAACACAACAGCAGCCGCCUCCAUCUGAGCAACAGCAGGACCAGAGGACCAAACCACAGCAGCAACCUAAGGACCAUCCACCCUUACUGGAGCAGAAUCCAGUCUAAGCCAAGGAACGGAGCUGAGUAGCGGUCGGGAAAGUAAAGAACAGUGUAUGAGCAUUGGUUCUCAUUUGAAUGUCGUCUAAUGAGGAGCAUGAAGUGCUACGAUGCUGUAGUGACUGAUUCAUCUUGGAUGAUAAAUCUCAAACAGUGGAAGAAUAUUUUUGCUUUUGAGGAGUGGAUUUACUUUGUUUGGUCAGGGCAAAAAAAAUUAAAAAGGGUAUCAGUAAACUUGCAAUAAUCGAAGUAAUUUUGGCAGGGGCUGUCAAUCUUAGUAACACACUGAAAACAUUCUGGUCAUUAUGGUCAACCAGUUGAUGCGAACAUUACAAAAUGUGCAGUGUAAGUUAUUGCAGUUGGUCAGUAUCAGCUUAUCAAAUUUUAUAACUUGCUUUGAAGGAAAAAUUUCUCCUUUCAAAUAGAGCAGGUUCAUCUUACUACUGUAAUACUGUGUGUAUGUUUAAAUGGACAGUGGCUGAAGGAUAUGAAUGUAAUAAUAAUGUAAAUAAGGGACUAUGGCAACACAGCUGUGAACACUUAUCUCUGUUUCAGGGUCUUUAUCGCACAACAGCAGUAGAGCAAGUACCACUAUAGGAAGAGAUUUUUGCAGUAAGGAGGCGUGUAUGUGCUGAUAGAAGGGUUUUGUAAUCCCUUAACUCUUCUCUACUGGAGCUGAGUCCCUCAGUGAGCCAGCAGCACUGAUCCAUUACAAAGGAGAUGGACAGGGAUAAGAAACAAACAGCUGGAGGGAAAGAGAGGUUUUAACCUUUUAGAAGCUGCGUGCAGUAGACUCCUGGCUGCAGGAUGAC